AUGAGCCGACGCAGCCGCAGGCGGAGUCGUAGCCGCGAUUCGCGGCGUAGGAGCUACGGUGGAAGCUCGUACGGCAGCUAUUCGCGCAGCAGAUCUUUCUCGAAGGAUAGGCGCGGUUUGUCACGCGACAGAAGGUCGCUUUCGAGGUCACGCGGUAGGAGCGAUGACUUCAAGAGCAGCUUGUCGACUAUUCGUGAUCGCAAGAGGCGCUCCGAGGAUCGCGGCUUCGCCGGAUCCCGAAGCAACGUGUGGAGGAACCCGACGGAGGGAUCCCAACAGAUCCCAUCGCACAACACUGUACCAGCUAAUGUUGCGUACGGGUAUGACGAACCGAGGCGCUACCACCCCAGGCAGCCAUUGAGGUUCCGCAGGGGCGCGUACAAGUACGAAUCGGAGGAUUUCAGGCAACAGAAGAUGCAGCAAAUGGAGGAGGCUAACAAACGCAGACUUGAAAUGAUUAGCAAGCGACAGGAACGCAUAAAGCAACUGGCGGAGCUAACCACACAACUGAACUCACUAGUCGCGCAACUGUCGCUCUUGCCCAAGGAGGACCCUGAGCGUGAAGGGGUGUCGCGGCAGAUCCAGGACGUGAAGUUUGCGAUGAAACAGUUGCAGAUGGAGAAGGACCAUGCCCCUAACAAAAUAGACAACCGGCAAACCAAGCUCCUGUUUAGGGAGCUGCCGGAAAGCGCUAAGGGGCCAGGGAAGCUGGCUGAGUGGAUCGCCGGCAAUGCCACGGUCCUCCUGCCGAAACACAUCGCAAUGUUAGCCACAACGGCACAGGGUCCACUAAUCCAGUACCGAAAUCAUGCUGCGGCAGAAACGGUCUUGCGCUCCUGCAAACUCCAUGGCAUACAGGCGGAGUGGGCGCCUGUAGAGCAAGAGGCGGGUGCCAGUAAAAGAGAGGAAACACCCCCCAAGGCCGAUAAUGCGACUGACGUUGACUAUAACCUUCUAUGA
Babesia ovata is the source of this 960-nucleotide messenger RNA. RefSeq lists its product as uncharacterized. The transcript has 3 exons. NCBI's taxonomy places the organism in Eukaryota, Apicomplexa, Aconoidasida, Piroplasmida, Babesiidae. The coding region runs from base 1 to 960 and encodes 319 amino acids. The record is from RefSeq and is a predicted model, not a curated record.